Molecule: messenger RNA, 1422 nt
Organism: Knipowitschia caucasica
Lineage: Eukaryota; Metazoa; Chordata; Actinopteri; Gobiiformes; Gobiidae
Source: the annotation of a GenBank genome assembly
AUGUGUCUCUUAAACACCCGCUGUCCUUUUACGCCAACUCUUGCUCUCAACCAGAAGAAGUGUGUUUUGGGUUCCUCAGCAGAGCGGAGAGAGCCGGGCCGAGAGGAACACGCCCACAUGAGCGCUCACAGCAGCAGCAGCUUCCAGAACACCGCGCAGAGUUACGGAGAACGCAGAGUUUGGCCCCUGAUGAAAAAAGGGGAAAGCUAUUCUGAAGCACAAUGGGACCUUUCCAGGAUUAUAAGAAGUCGACAAUCAAGGUAUUUUCCGUAUUCAGAAGAGGAGGGGAAAGAUUCUGACCACUCCAAAGGGACCAUCAGCACCAACAGCUUCUACUCUGAUGACACCGGCUGCCCCACCAGUGAGUCUGUGUCCCCCACCAUAACUCCAUCCGGCUCAGAGCAGAGCACAAACAGCUCCCCUGUCCUGGCUGGACGCACUGCCAAAGUGAAGAGGGUCCGGGUCGUGGUGGAGGGAGGAGGAGAACCGCAUCCCAGAACAAGACAAAAGAGGGAAGUACGAUCUGCUAUGAAGCACAAAGGCAGUGAAUUGGACUUCAGCUCCUGGAGCAGCAGUGGCAGCGGCAGCCUCAAAGCCAGCCAGACAAUCUCAAAUUCCGUUGGGAAAAAAACUCCAACUCACAGCCGGACCAUUCGCAUCAGACCACUGCCCAUUUUUAAACCGGCUGGGAACACUGUUGAAAACCACGAUGCCGAGCUCUAUGCGCCCUAUCGGACUCCCCCCAGAGUGUCCUCUUCUAACAGCAGCUGUAACUCCAGCCCUUCUGCGAGAAGAACCACUCCGAGCUACUACCAUUCAUGUGGAGACAACCAUGGCAUCAGACCCCCAUACCCAGAGCAGUACCUCACUCCGCUGCAACAGAAGGAAGUGGCAAUCCGGCACCUCAAGACCAAACUACAAGAAUCUGAAACCAGAGUUCGAGACCGGGAGUCUGAAAUUGAAGAGCUAAAGGGACAGCUGAGCAGGAUGAGGGAAGACUGGAUUGAAGAGGAGUGCCACCGGGUGGAGGCGCAGCUGUCCCUCAAAGAAGCCCGCAAAGAAAUAAAGCAGCUACGUCAGGUGGUGGAGACCAUGAAGAGCAGCCUGAUGGAGAAGGACAAGGGCAUCCAAAAAUACUUUAUCGACAUCAAUAUUCAAAACCGAAAACUGGAGUCUCUUCUCCACAAUAUGGAGUUGGCCCAAAGUGGAAAUGGCAGCCUCGACAAUGAACAAACCUUGGACUUUAUCUGUGAGGGCGGGAAGAAACUGUUGAGUGAGGGGGAUGUUGAGAUGGAGCAUGGGGCAGAGGCCAUGGCGGACAGUGGGUUGCUGGUCAAUGAUGAGAUGGCCAACAGGGAGGACAUUUUGGAGCAGAAAGCCUACAAGAAGUCACAACUGUCUGUCCACAAACGUCAAACAUGA